This is a messenger RNA of Aspergillus heteromorphus CBS 117.55, 2553 nucleotides long. Its product is annotated as mRNA-binding ubiquitin-specific protease UBP3. The transcript has 5 exons. The coding region runs from base 1 to 2553 and encodes 850 amino acids. Gene Ontology annotation, biological process: protein deubiquitination. Gene Ontology annotation, cellular component: nucleus; cytosol. The record is from RefSeq and is a predicted model, not a curated record. Gene Ontology annotation, molecular function: cysteine-type deubiquitinase activity; cysteine-type endopeptidase activity. Lineage: Eukaryota; Fungi; Ascomycota; Eurotiomycetes; Eurotiales; Aspergillaceae.
AUGCCCCAUGGGCAGCCACCCAUGCCGACUCGACGACAGCAAGAUGUCCCUUACACCGCAGGCCCCCCCAACAUGCGAUCGUCUCCUACCUACAUGGGGUACCACCCCCAUAUGAACGGCCACACGCCCCCGGCCGCAUACCCGUCGCAGCAAUACCCUCAGUGGUACACGCCUUACCCCCCGAUGCAGCAGCUCCCUCCUCGCCCAUAUCCAACCCAUUAUGGGCCCAUGUUUGUCUCGGGAUUCCCCCCCGCCCAGCCUAUAAUGGCGCCCGCCCAUAUUCCGUCCCUUCCUGUGCAGCCGAGGACCUCUACUCCUCUUCAGGCCACUAUGUCUCCUCCAGUGGGAUUGCCACCUUUGCCGAUUCCCCCACAGGCGCAAUCCCCUGCCACUUUUCCCGUGCAUCUCCCUCCGAGUCCCGCCGUGCCUCCGUCCCCCGGCCCGGCACCCGUGAAGGUCGCUCCAGCUCUCCAGGAACCUUUCCGCGCACCGCUCCCCUGGGUGUCCGUUCCCGAACUCCCGUUCCCUGCCAGAGCCCCUCGCACACGCCGGAAAGGCCGUGCCCUGCAGUCGUCGUCGAUGUCUGUGGAGCUCCCCGCAAAGGAGACCCAGCGAACUGAUCAGGCCGAGACACAAGUCAGAGAGUUGGAGCAUGAGCAGACACCAUCGGAGCCCCAAACUCCGACAUUGUCUGCUGCUCCGUCUCUCGCGAACUCGACGCAGCCCACAACGCCCUCCUCGGUCGCUCAGAACCUUCCCAUCCGUCCUCAGUCACAGUCUAAAGAGACCAAGCCGACUGCCCCUGUGGUUCCCAUUGUUCCAGUUGUCCCAGGACCGGUAACUCCCCGCCAAACGGCCAAGGACGAUUCCAGCCACUUGUCCGAGACGCCCAAGUCAGUCAGUGUGGCUGGCGUGGCCCAGGAAGGCACAAACGAGGAUUCGCAGAAGUCGACGGCUGAUGGUCCUCCCAAGCAAGCCUCACCUGCUGCGGUGCCAAAGUCGUGGGCGGACUUGGUUCGUUCAAGAUCACUUGCCAAAGGGGCGACUGCUCCCAACGCAUCUUCGGCUGUGUCUAACGGUGUCGUCAAACCCAAGAAUGAGUCCCUUGCGGAUGUCUUGACAACCCUGGGAGACGAUGUUUCGCAGUACAGCGACAAGGUCGCUUUCCUCGAGCCCAGAGGACUAGUGAAUACCGGUAAUAUGUGCUACAUGAACUCUGUUCUUCAAAUUUUGGUCUCCUGCGUUCCUUUCUACCAGUUCUUGGACCACAUCGGACGGAGAGCUUCUCACAGCUUUAAUAGCGAUUUCCCAAUGAUUGAUGCUCUGAUCAUGUUCUUGCGCGAGUUCCGUAUCAUCGAUGCUGCUCACACCGAAGAACAGCUGAAGAUGCGAUUGAAACCCAACGAGCUCGAGCAGUACGGCGAAUCCUUCAUCCCGGAGUUUGUUUACGAGGUGAUCAGGCAGCUGCCGCGCUUCCGCGAUAUGCGGAGAGGUCAUCAACAGGACGCUCAGGAAUUCCUCGGAUUUCUUUUGGAAGAAAUGCACGAAGAGUGCGCCCGUGCUUCCAAGGAUGCACCUGCAACAACCGGCUCGCGCUCGGAGGCCGACUCUGCAAACGGAGAGUCGGGCGAUGGCUGGUUGGAAGUCGGACACAAGCAGAAGGCGGCAGUUACGCGCUCAUCUGGCCACAUCGCUCUGGAAUCUCCUGUCACGAAGAUCUUUGGCGGAAAGAUCCGGUCAGAGUUCAGAGUCCCCGGCAACAAAGCUUCCGUGACUCUGGAGCCUUACCAGUCGCUGCAGCUUGACAUCGGAUCUCCUGAGACCAAUAACAUCAUCGAUGCUCUCAAGGGACUGACGAAGCCGGAAAGCAUUCAGGGAGACUUUAACUCUUCGCGCGGCCCUAACGUCACAGCUACCAAGCAGAUUUUCAUCGAGAAUCUGCCGCCUGUCCUCAUCCUUCACCUGAAACGCUUCCAGUACGACAGUGUAACCAGAGGCACCCAGAAGAUCUGGAAAAAGAUCGGGUACCCACUCGAUCUGGAGAUCCCCCGCGAGGUUUUCCCGCCCAAUAAGCGCAACAUCAUGAUGGCGCAGGGCGGCCUGCCCAAGUACCGGCUCGCCGGUGUCAUCUACCACCACGGCAAAAAUGCCAGCGGUGGUCACUAUACCGUGGAUGUUCGUCGUCAAGAUGGUCGCGAAUGGAUCCGCCUUGACGACACUGCCAUUCGUCGCGUUCGGAGUGAGGACGUUGCCGAGGCUGGUGGUGAGGAGGACCCGAAGGUCCUGGCGGCGGCGCUCGAGCAGCAUAAGCGGGACAAUUCGAACGUCAACAUUUAUGAUCGUAUCGACCAGGAUGACUAUGAGCAGGCCGAGAACGAGAGAGGCUGGAGCCAGGUCAACGGAACAGGUUCCAGUGGUCACUCCAGCAAGAAAUCCACCGCCGGUGCCUCGGGACCGUCCGGCGCAUCUUCCGGCGUCCGCACUCCCAUCGGACGGUACGGGUCUCGGGACAACAAGGUGGCAUACCUGUUGUUUUACGAGCGCAUCGCCUAA